Manacus vitellinus (golden-collared manakin) is the source of this 7223-nucleotide messenger RNA. It is a transcript of the gene ALPK2, whose product is annotated as alpha kinase 2. Gene Ontology annotation, biological process: protein phosphorylation. The record is from RefSeq and is a predicted model, not a curated record. Lineage: Eukaryota; Metazoa; Chordata; Aves; Passeriformes; Pipridae. Gene Ontology annotation, molecular function: ATP binding; protein serine/threonine kinase activity. The coding region runs from base 1196 to 6703 and encodes 1835 amino acids. The transcript has 11 exons.
AGUGGAAGGUGGAAUAUAGGACCCUUAAAGGUCUCUUCCAACCCAGACUAUUUUAUGAUACAAAUGUGGCUGCCUCUCGUUUCUUUGGGGGUUAUUUUGGCUAUUAGACUGUUACAUAAAACAGAUAUCCCUGUUGCUAUUCCUGAAUGAUGGUGAUUGGAGGUGCUAUAUUUAUUGCUGAACACACCAGUUUCCUAUCUGGGUCUAGAUAACACUGGGAGCAAGAAGUAUUUAGCACGGUAGUAUCUCAUAACGAGUUUUAGCUGCCAUUAUUGCAAAAUGCUUUAAAAAAAUCCUGGCACAAAACUUGCUUUUCAGCCUUUUCCAGGUCCUUUGAGCUCAGAGCAGUUUGUGCAAUUCAUUGAAGUUCCUCCUGUGUGAGACUUGGCUCCUUGGGUAACAGGAGUGGGAAUACUUCCUUACUUCAGGAUUCACCUUUUUGCCUUUGAGGGAUGUGAAUCACAGGUGAAUUUCUGUGUAGUGAUUGUUAAAAGUCCACUGUCCACCUUUGAUCUCCUCAGCCUGCUUGCUAGGCACUGUGGGUUUUCUCAUGCUCAGCAGAACUUUUGUGUGCUUAACCUCCAGCAAGUAAGAAGUUCCCGAGGUGCCUAGCAGAGCAGUUAGGCACACUCUCCAAAAAACAAUCCAGUGUUUAGUAUGAAAAGCUAAGGCCAACACUUCCUCUCUCUCUCAGCCACGAGGAAAUUCCUGUGGACUUCUAUGGCAGUAGGAUGUGCCCUCUCCUCACUGCCAACUCCCUGUCUGGUGGAGGUUUUCUCAGGAAGGGCCAUCUGCUGCAUGUAAUGAAAUCGUCCCUCUUAAAAGUCAACCUGUUGAGGGAUCAGGCUCCGUACCCUGAGGUCACAGCAGCAGAACACCCCCGAAGCCGGCGGCUGCUUCCCAGCUCCCAGCAACAUGCACGAAGGCAGCCUCCUUUGUCCUGCAGCACCAGGUCCCAGCCCAGGCCCAGCCUGCUGCUAGAAUGCCCAGGAAGGGCCCUGCGGGUGCACAGAGCAAGGUCUGCACUUUAUUGACAGCUAGAAUGACGUGUGUUGAACUGCAACCGGAUACAAAGAACAAAACUUCCCCAGAAUUUGUUGUUGUCCUAAAUGAGCGCAUGGGAGACCUCAGGGUAAAAUGAGCAAGAUGGGAAACAUUUUACAAAACACAGGAGUUCACCCUGUGAGGGUGAACCAUGCUGAUUUCACGAGGUCCUGACUCUCCUAAAAUCAUCCGUUUACUGCUCGAGGAGCUCUGCAAAGCAGAAGUCUUGUCCCCAUUUGAGAAAUCCCGCAGACACGUGCCUAACACAGAAGACAACAUGGAUGUAAAAAAUCUGAUUCAAUCCCAGGGAAAUAUUGCCUGCCUAAGGCAUUUGUCAGAGAAUGGUGAUGACCUGCUUCACUGGAACGGUCUGGUGGCUGUCACUGCUGGAGGAGCAGAGGAAUACUGCAGCACACAGCUGCCUUCCCACCCUACAGAUGUAACCACUUGUCACACAGACAACUGUUGCCUUGACACGGAACACCCUGGAUCUGGUCAGUCUCUGGCAGGUGUCCAGGUGUGUAAAAAGACUGGGUUGGACAGUCCUCUAACCAUGAAUUCCCUGCUAAGUGAGCAGGCAGAUACUUCCAUAGGAAAUCCCACUUAUUUUGACAAAGAUGAUUCUGCAAAUCCUACCACUGUUCUGGAGAUUUAUACAGAGAAAACUCCAAGUGUAAGUGAUGACUUUUCUGAUGAUGACCUGGAGUACUUUGAAUGUUCAGAUGUGCUGACAGCGCGUGAAGAUGAAAUCUGGAAAAAGAAAUUACAAUUUUUAUUAGAAAGCGAUGAUGAAGAUGAUCUAAAACUGGGUAAGGAUUGUGAUGGGUGUGCUUACUUCCUCAGUGAAAUGCCUUGUGUGUUCCAAGUGUCAGAUAACACUACGCCUAUGGAUACCCCCAUUGGCUUCUGUGGGCAUCACUCAAAAUUCAAAGGAGUAAAUGUAAGGAGAGACCCCUCUAUGUACAGCCAGUCAACUCUGCAGACAGAGAUGACUCUCACUGUUGGACACCACCGAGACAAAAGUACCAGUCUGAAAGACAAGGACAAGAGUGAAGUGCCUGUUGCAUCUGCAGCCGCUGGAAAUGAACCCCUCAGCAGUGAAGAAGAGGCUAAUGGAAGUGGUCACCUGGCUGCAGGUUCCUCAGCUGAGAAAGCAAAGCACACGGAUCCUGCACCUGCCGGGGCAGACCCCUCUGCCAGUGGCACGGGAGCUGCUGGGACACAUCAGGCUCCAGGGACAAUGACGGAGCCCGGCCCCGAGCGGGUCGUGCUGGGGGAAAGCUCCCUGCUGCUGCAGCAGGGGGGCAGGGACGUGCCCAAGGAGAACGCCCAGCACACUGUCUGCACCUUAACAGAAAGUCUGAGAAGAAACCUUUUCAAGUUGUUAAACCCUAUAGAGCUUUGCAGAUAUGUGAGUACUAUAGGACAGUCUUUCCAGGCUGCAGCAGAGGGCAGGGAAUCCAGCGCUGCGUCUCCCAGGCAGGAAGGUGUGCUCUCAACACAGACUCCCAGGGAGACAGAAAGCCUGCAAGUGCAGGCUGGUCUGUGUCAGACAGAAGAGGCAGAUAAAGACUGUCACUGGGAAAGGAGAAGGACUCGGGGCCUGUCUGAGCAAAAUCAGAUGCCAGAUGAGAACAUCUCACUCGGGAAUCAAGGUGCUAAUCUUAAAAGUGUUACCCAGAAUUGUGAGAACCUCUGUAUGGAGCCCAAAACAGAAGGCAUCCUCAGGGCCUGUGAGAGUGUGGGAACCAGCCAGCCAGCUGCAGAAAUGCUCUCUACUGAGAACACACUGCAAGCAAAGAAUGCAGAUUUACAGACUUCUUCUCUACACUGUGCUCCUUGGGAUAAGAGGGAAGGUCGUCACCAAGAACUCUUCUCUGGACAAGAAAUUAUUAGUGAUGGCAACAGAUCAAAGAAUGACAUUUCAGCUUUUCCUUUAUGGGGUACAGACUCUAUUCCUGAUAAACAGGAACGCUUGUGUGCUGUUCUCUCUUCUGCAAAGCUGUGUGAUGAGCCAAGAGAGGGAGAGCAAAGGUCUGGGUUUGACAUACAUGGUAGCAGUGACCCAGAUAUUCACUGUGGCCUAUCAGGUGAUGAGCUUGCGUUCGAAGCUAAUCCCAAGUCAGUCCUGGAAUCUGGAGAACCUGGGUGCAAAGGAGAUGCUGAUAUAUCUGCAGUGCAUGACAAGCUGUGGAAACUUCUUCAUGGAGAUGACUCAGACUGUCAAAUCCCGUUUGCAGACAGGGGGAUCACAAGCUUGGAAAUGAGGCCGACAGAUGUCAAAGUUAGGGAACUGAACUUUGUGCAGGAGAGCUGUUCCGGUGAUCCUUUGCCAAUGGAUCUGAUGGAAGAGCAGGAACCCCUCACAGAACCAGCCAGUCACCUCAGCACUGGGAAAGCUGACUGCAGUGUUUCUGAUGCCCUCCUUCUGAGAGCUGGAGUGUGUAAGGGAGCAUCCAGAGGAAACAUUUGUCUGGCACAGGUGGUGGGAACAGAGGGUGCAUGUGUAGAUCCUGGUGCUGGAAAUGGGAUGGAGACACCAUCCAUUUGUACCUCAGCAAACAGCAUCCUCUUGAGCCCAGGGGAGUGCUGGAAGCCAAGGCCAACAGACAGGAGUGGAUCCACUGUGGCUUGGGAAGGAAAGCUCACUGUUAAUAAUGCUUCCCAAAUAUGUGAAGCACAUUCUCCCCAAAGGUUACAGAGUGCUCAGAGUGGUAAUUUAGCACAUCCCAAAGCAAACCCAGCUGAUGUGUCAGAUACAUUGUAUGGGACAGCUGGACAGUUACUUCAUGCUGAACACAACAUACCCUGGAUAAAUGAGUCUGUACCUGGAGAAGGCUGUCAUUUUAGGGACUGUUAUCCAGCAAGAGGAGGACUGGCUUAUUUCCCUGAAGACAUUUUCCCCAGUGAAAAUACCUGUCAGCUUACACAUGCAGAACACUCUUCUGUUAACACCAUACAUAAAAGUUAUGAAGUGAAUUUACAAGAAGGAGGAAAUCACUCAGACUUGAAUGCACAAAAUGACACUAAUUCUGAUGGUUGCCAUCUUUCAAAAAUUAAUGGCUGUCAGGAUUUUCAGGUUGUUUCUAAUGCACAGAAAUACCGUUCUGUAAUGCAAUUGCCUCCUUUAAUUAAGACUCCUGAAACCAUAACACAUAAGAAUCUACCCCAAAAUACAGACCAACUGGCAGAAAUAGCAAAACAAGAAGGGGCAUUCACUCCCUCUUCCAAGGAUCUGCUUUUAAGCGAUUUUUAUCUAGAAGUGCCCAGCUGUGAACCAGGUAAACCAGGAGGAGAACAGAGAGAGAUUUACACAGCUGAUGAACACAGGGCUGAAACUUCCUGUGAGUCAGGAGUUAGUCAGGUUUCAGGGAGUCAGACUGCAGUGUCCCCUCAUUAUACAGCAGAACAACACCUAUUUUUUGUUGACAGCACCUUCGAACCUGAUGAAGAGUUAAAAAUAGAUUCUUCAGAAUAUCCCACCUGUGCCUCCCAAAGUGUAACGUCAGCCAGUCCCCUGCUGCCCAGGAAGGCUCCAGGUGAGCACCACAGCACAGCAGAAAAGGAUCAAAGUAUGGGGCAUCAGUCAGAUUCCCAGCCACUGACUGGGAGAGAAACACUGCUGUUCCUCACACCUGCCAGCCACUCAGAGGGCCUUCUUCCCAGUUCAGCAGCAGUGGCGUGUCCUGGCACUGGAACUCAGGUAAAAACUGGAUCCACACCCACUGGAGUCAAAGGAAACAGAAACUUGAGUGUGCUGGAAACUUACUGCAAAGCAUCACAGGAUCUGCUCCAGAGGGUACCUGGAGAGACCGAGGGGGAAGCAACCUUGUGUGAAAAUGCACACGAGAGUCCAAGAGCUGUUGAAUGUAACUCAGAUGGAGCUGAAACAAAGGCUCCUUUGCACACUUUAAUUAGCUCCCAGGCUCAGAGACAGAUUAUGAAUACUAGCACAGAGCAGUCCUGCCCUGACUUGAUCCCCUCCAGCAAGGUAACUGAUUAUUCAAUUAAGUCCACUGAACACGAUAAGGAGGAAGUCAGGACAGCAGAGAGUGUAGUAAGUGGUUUAGUUAAUUUGCCACCAGUAGGUUCAGGGAGCAACCAGUGUUUUCGAGAGCAAACCCCCUGCAGCAGAGCUCAGCCAUUCUCCUUGGCAUUGGCCACGUGUGAUCCAUUCCCAGUCAACGCAGAAAGGCAAAGAAAUCAGGAAGGGUCCAAAUCCUGCCAGGCACCACCAGCUGCUGCAGAGCCUGAGCCCAUCAAAUGUAAACAGGACACAGCAAAGGGUGGGCAUUUAGCUGCUGGAGCUAAGAAGAAAUUACCAUCAGCAACUGUGUCCAAAAAGCCCCGACUGGAGGAGAAGGGAAGUGUCAGCAAGGAUCCCAGCUCCGUUAAAAAGUCUGGGAAGAGCGAGGCAGGCGUGACUCGGAAAGAAGAUAGAAAAGAGCAAAGGAAACUCAUUUUGAAAAAGGAUAGCAAAGCUCCCAGGCUGCUGAAGAAGAUCCAAGCAGAGCUGUUCCCUGAAUGCUCUGGAACUGUGAAGCUGUGCUGUCAGUUUGGUGACAUUCAUGGUGACUCCACCAUUACAUGGACUAAAGAUUCCAAGAUACUGGCUCGGCUGCAGAGAAGUGCUCAGGAUGACUCUCCUGUCUCUCUGGAAAUAGCUAAGGCCAGUAACCAAGACCAGGGGAUGUAUUAUUGCUGCCUGAGUAACACGUUUGGAAAGGUGACUGCUGAGUUUCAUCUGACUGCUGCAGUGUUGGAGCGUCUCUCCAGUUUUCAGAGUUAUGAAGGCGUGGAAGAAAUCGAGUUCAUGCAGCUGCUGUUCCGGGGAGAUUCCAUCAGCGACAGCUACUUCGGCGGGAACCUGCGCGGGGUGAUCGCCACGGAGGAGCUGCACUUCGGGGAGGGGAUGCACCGGCGGGCGUUCCGCAGCCGCGUCAGGCAGGGGCUGGCGCCCGUGUUCGCGCCCGGCCACCCCUGCGUGCUCAAGGUGCACAGCGCCCUCAGCCACGGCGCCGGCAGCAGGGAGGAGCUCGUGCAGAAGAACUACAACCUGGCCCUGCAGGAGUGCUGUGUCCAAAAUGCUGCAAGAGAGUAUGCCAAGUUGUAUGCAGCUGAAGCUGAAACGUUGGCAGGCUUUGGGGAGGUACCAGAGAUCAUUCCGAUUUUUCUUAUUCAUCGCCCUGCUAAUAACAUCCCCUAUGCCACAGUGGAGGAGGAGCUCGUUGGGGAGUUUGUGAAAUACUCUGUCAAGGAUGGCAAGGAAGUGAACUUCCUGAGAAGGGACUCUGAGGCUGGCCAGAAGUGUUGCACCUUCCAGCACUGGGUGUAUGAGAAGACCAGUGGGAACUUGCUUGUCACUGACCUGCAAGGUGUGGGGAUGAAGUUAACGGACGUUGGCAUAGCAACCCUGGCCAAAGGAUACAAAGGGUUUAAAGGCAACUGCUCGUUUUCCUUCAUUGAGCAGUUCAGAGCCCUGCACCAGUGCAAUGAGUACUGUGAGAUGCUGGGGCUGAAAUCCCUCCGAACCACUCAUCAAAAACAGAGGAAAGCAACGUCCACGAAAAGCAAAAACCUGCCCAGCUCAUCGACUGUAAAGAAAAUGGUGCCCAAGAAGGCCAGAGAACACAGAGACUUCAUUUCUUCAGAGCACUGAGUCACAGUGUCCCACCUGGUGAGACUGCUCUCGAGGACAUGGAGCGCUGACAGGCACCAGUGGCCUCAGGGGGUAACUCUGGUCUUUUGCCUUUUGACAUUGUUUUGGAGUCAUCCUGAUGCUGAUGUCAGGAACAAAGGAAGGAGCUGAUUCUGUGCUCUUGGUUCCUGAGGUUUAACACUGGGGCAAGAUUUUGAAGACAAACUAAGCCAUCUCUGGGUUAUUUUACAGCCGUUCUGUGGAUUGGUAUCUCCACAUUCUGAGUGCAGCACAGCUCACUGAAGAACAUCUUCCCUUCUCUGUGUCUGUACCCAUGGCCCUGUGGGUUCAACUGCUAGGGAAGCAUCAAUAUAUUUAAGAUGCCACUUAGUACAAGUUUUGCACAGUAUUAUUGCUCAGGCUGCUAUAGAAAAAUUGUCUUCUUUCCCAGAUUUUUGCAUAUUAUAAUCCUACUAUGAUUCUACUCUUGUCAUUUUUUUCUCCCACUUACAUGUCUUGUAUUAAAAAACAAAGCCAUUCA